AAAAGCAUUCAUGCAUAUCAUCAACAUCAUCAUCAUCAUCAUCAUCAUCAUCAUCAUCAUCAUCAUCAUCAUCAUCAUCAUCAUCAUCAUCAUCAUCAUCAUCAUCAUCAUCAUCAUCAUCAUCAUCAUCAUCAUCAUCAUCAUCAUCAUCAUCAUCAUCAUCAUCAUCAUCAUCAUCAUCAUCAUCAUCAUCAUCAUCAUCAUCAUCAUCAUCAUCAUCAUCAUCAUCAUCAUCAUCAUCAUCAUCAUCAUCAUCAUCAUCAUCAUCAUCAUCAUCAUCAUCAUCAUCAUCAUCAUCAUCAUCAUCAUCAUCAUCAUCAUCAUCAUCAUCAUCAUCAUCAUCAUCAUCAUCAUCAUCAUCAUCAUCAUCAUCAUCAUCAUCAUCAUCAUCAUCAUCAUCAUCAUCAUCAUCAUCAUCAUCAUCAUCAUCAUCAUCAUCAUCAUCAUCAUCAUCAUCCUACGCUUCUGAGUUUUCA
This is a messenger RNA of Schistosoma margrebowiei, 476 nucleotides long. The record is from the annotation of a GenBank genome assembly. Lineage: Eukaryota; Metazoa; Platyhelminthes; Trematoda; Strigeidida; Schistosomatidae.